This is a messenger RNA of Brassica napus (rape), 1695 nucleotides long. RefSeq lists its product as uncharacterized. NCBI's taxonomy places the organism in Eukaryota, Viridiplantae, Streptophyta, Magnoliopsida, Brassicales, Brassicaceae. Gene Ontology annotation, molecular function: zinc ion binding; nucleic acid binding. The transcript has 2 exons. The coding region runs from base 676 to 1695 and encodes 339 amino acids. The record is from RefSeq and is a predicted model, not a curated record.
AGAAAACUCAUGCAUUAAGGCCAAGACGAAGGUGAUGAAAGAAAGGAGGAAGACCCAUGAGGAGCAUUUUGAUAAAAUCUGGGAUUACCAAGCAGAGAUAUUGAGGAGCAAUCCUGGAUCAACCAUGGAAAUUGAGACCAUACCAGGAGCCACGGUUGGAAGCAAGCAGCGGUUCUACAGACUCUACAUUUGUUUCCAAGCACAAGAGGAAGCAUGGAAGAAGACUUGUAGGCCUGUUAUUGGCUUAGAUGGAGCCUUUUUGAAAUGGGACAUCAAGGGACAGUUGUUGGCUGCGGUUGGAAGAGAUGGAGACAAUAGGAUUGUCCCUAUUGCUUGGGCUGUAGUGGAGAUAGAGAAUGAUACAAACUGGGAUUGGUUUGUGAAGCGUUUGGCCUUGGAUUUGGGAUUGGAAAAUGAGAACGGCUUUGUUAUAAUGUCUGACAAACAAAAGGUAAACACUUUGCUUUCAUGAUACUCAAUGAAUGUUUGAUUCUUGUUUCUGAUUUCUUUUUUUUUCUGAUCUUGUAGGGAUUAGUGAAAGCAGUUCAUACCCUCCUUCCAGAAGCUGAGCAUAGACAGUGUUGUCGCCAUAUCUACGAGAACUGGAGGAAAGGUGGAAAAGAUCUAAGGUUACAGAGGUUCUUCUGGUUCAUUGCAAGGAGCUACACCCCUGGUAUGUUCAACUACAACAUGGACGAGCUUAAGAACUAUGAUCCUGGCGCACAUGCAUCUCUGAUAAAGACAAAGCCAGAGACUUGGUCUAGAGCUUUCUUCAAGAUAGGCUCCUACUGCAAUGAUAAUCUGAACAACUUGUGUGAGUCCUUCAACAAGACCAUCAGGGAGCCUAGGAAGAAACCUCUGCUAGACAUGUUAGAGGAGAUAAGGCGCCAAUGUAUGACUAGGAACUACAAUAGGUCUAAGAUGGCUAAGGACAGGAAGACUAGGUUCACCCCGAAGACACAUAAAGAGUUAGACAGGGUUGAGAAGAAGUCAAAAGAAUGUAGUCUGCGUUGGGCAAUUGGGCCAGAGACUGAGGUGGAAGAUAGAGACCAGUCAUAUGUGGUGAAUUUGGAGAAUGAGACUUGUGCAUGUCGAAGCUGGCAAAUGAAUGGUAUUCCAUGCAUCCAUGCUGCUAAGGUCAUCCUUGGCGUGGGAAGAAAACUCUCUGAAUUUGUUGCUCCUUUCUACACAACCUCUAAGUGGCGUGAAACCUACAGUUUUGGGAUCAGACCUGUAAAUGGGAUGAUAGAGUGGCCUCGGACCAAUAGAUUAGGUGUGAUUCCACCACCUAAUCGAAAUGGCAAGCCUGGUAGGCCUAAAAACCAUGAUCGAAAGAAGGGAACCAAUGAGACAGUGUCUACUACCAAGCUGAGUCGUGCGAACAGGGUAAUGACAUGCUCUAAUUGCAAAGAAGAAGGGCACUACAAGAAUACAUGUCGGAAGGCUUUUGUUGAGAGCCCACCUAAGAAACCAAGAGGCAGACCAAGGAAAUAUCAGGGACUACACUUUGGCGAGUCACAAGCUCAAUCCUCAGAAGCUCAAACCUCACAAAAUCAAUCCUCACAAGCUCAAGCAUCACCAUGGGAAGUUCCUCAAUCUUCAGAAGGUCAAUCCUCACAAGCUCAACCAUCACGAUGGGAAGUUCCUCAAUCCUCACAAGCUGAAGCAGCAGCGUGGGGAAGAUGGUUUUUUUAG